CACUCCACUGCACUGCAAUACACUCCAUUACACUACACUACACUACCCGUCAUCCCAUGCGCGUAUUUUCUCCUUUCUCAUGCAUAUGCAUACGGCAUUUCUGCAGCGAGGCGGCUCGGUCCCAGCCUACUGACGUCUCCGAGGAGGAAGUGGAGAAGCUGGUGGUUUCGAGGCUGAAGAUUCGCCCUGACUCUUCGCCGACGUCCCCGUCUCCAUCUCCAUCGCCUGCACCUACACCAGCGCGCGCGAUGCGGAGGCUGCGCCAGCGUCGCUAAUGGCAACCAGGGCGAGCGAGCGCACCGGCCAGACGAACGGAGCGCGCGGCGGGGGGACGCGUGUAAGACGCCAUUGUCUUUAAACCCGUAUAAAACCGCACAGACGAAACAAGAUUAGAAUAAAACAAACGCGGAUAAUAACAUUUAAAAAAGACCAGGCUUUGGGUUUUUUUUCGGGAGGAUUUGGUGAUGGAUUCGAAAGGACUGGGGCUUUGGCUCGUGUGUGUGUGCGGAGCUGUGUGUAUCAGCGCGCGACAUUUCUCUAAUGGAGGCGUCUUGGGUAGAACCAGGGCCUUGCGUGAUGAUAGCAGGUUCCUAGGGAUAGACAGUACGGUACCGGUCCGGUUGGUGUAUCGCACGGAUAGCGAACAGACCGCGCACGACGUCCUGAGCACGCGGGUGCGCGCGAGCCCCAUCACCGUCCAGAAGAAUCAUUUGGCCCAAGCCAGUUUCCAGGUCAAAGCCUUCAACCAGACUUUCAUCCUAGACCUGGAACUGAAUCAUGACCUGCUUUCAUCAAAGUAUGUGGAAAGGCAUAUUUUAGAGGACGGGAAAUCAUUCAUCACCAAAGGUGGAGAGCACUGUUACUACCAUGGAACAGUACGAGAUAUUCCUGAGUCCUUUGUAGCUCUUUCAACUUGCCAUGGAAUGCAUGGGAUGUUUUUCGAUGGAAAUCACACUUUCCUGAUAGAACCAGAUGAAGAGGGCAAAGAAAAUGAACUUGUGCACCUGAUAUAUAAAUCUCCAGGCUUCCAGCCUCCAGGGGAUUAUAUUGCACCCCUUGAUCUUGCAGAUUCACCAUUUCAGAUCCCUCCACUUUUCACUGGAGCAGCACACAGGAGAAAAAAGAGAGAAGUACUGCAGAGUUCUCACAGUAUCGAGGAUGAAACUAAAUAUGUUGAGCUGAUGGUUAUUAAUGACCACCUGAUGUACAAAAAGCAUCGGCUUUCAGUUGGCCAGACGAACAACUACGCCAAGUCUGUAGUGAACAUGGCUGAUUUUAUUUUCAAAGAGCAACUGAACACCCGGAUUGUUCUGGUUGCCAUGGAAACCUGGGCGGCAGACAACAGGUUCAACAUAAAUGAUGACCCGAUGAUCACGCUACGGGAGUUCAUGAAGUACAGACGUGACUUCAUUAAGGAGAAGAGCGACUCCGUCCAUCUGUUUUCGGGCAACCGUUUUCAUAGCAGCUGGGGUGGAGCCUCGUAUAUGGGAGGGGUGUGUUCACUGAGUAAAGGGGGAGGAGUUAAUGAGUAUGGAAAAACAGAGGAAAUGGCCAUCACACUGGCACAGUCGCUGGGACAGAACAUCGGCAUCUUCUCUGACAAGAAAAGAAUAUUAAAUGGGGAAUGCAAGUGCGAUGAUAAAUGGUCCGGCUGUAUAAUGGAUGACGUUGGCUUUUAUCUUCCUAAGAGAUUCUCUGACUGUAACAUAGAGGAGUACCACAACUUCCUGUACAGCGGUGGUGGAUCGUGUCUCUUCAACAAACCCUCCAAGCUUUUGGACCCUCCUGAGUGUGGGAACGGUUUUGUAGAGCCGGGAGAGGAGUGCGACUGUGGGACUCCAGCGGAGUGUGCUAGAGAAGGAGAGAACUGCUGUAAGAAGUGUACCCUGUCUCAGGGCUCUAAAUGCAGCAAUGGGCUCUGUUGCAAUAACUGUCAGAUGGAGUUUAUGGGUGUGAUCUGCAGAGAGGCUGUCAAUGACUGUGAUAUACCAGAAAACUGCACUGGGAACUCCAGCCAGUGUCCUCCAAACGUACACAAAAUGGACGGCUACACUUGUGAAAAAGAUCAGGGACGCUGCUUUAAUGGCCGAUGCAAAACUAAAGACAGGCAAUGCAAGUACAUCUGGGGAGAAAAGGCGACGUCUGCAGAUAAGUUCUGUUACGAGAAGCUGAACAUCGAGGGAACUGAGAAAGGGAACUGCGGGAGGGACAAGGACACCUGGGUCCAGUGUAAAAAGCAGGAUGUGCAGUGUGGAUACCUGCUGUGCUCAAACAUUUCACCUGCUCCCAGACUGGGAGAGCUGCAGGGUGGCCUGACCUCAUUUUCUGUGGCCCAACAUAGCGCUUCACUAGACUGCAGUGGAGGACACGUAAUGAUUGACGGAGACACUGAUCUGGGGUAUGUGGAAGACGGGACAGCGUGUGGCACCGACCGUGUCUGCUUCAACCACAAAUGCCUUCCGGUUCAGGAUUUCAACUUCAGCAUCUGCCCCGGGACCACUGACAAGGUCAUCUGCUCUGGACAUGGGGUGUGCAGCAAUGAACUGAAGUGUGUGUGUCACCUGGGAUGGGCAAGUGAAGACUGUAACUCCUCAUCACCACUCAGCUACCUCGUGGUGAGACCUACAGCUACAUCAUCAGGCAUCAUCAGUACCAACAUCAUCAUCGGUGCAAUUGCAGGAUCUAUCCUCGUUCUGGCUCUUAUACUAGCCAUCUCUGCAUGGGGCUACAAGAACUACAGGCAGCGGCAAUUCGAAGAAUCUGAAGUGCAUCGAAGAUUCUGUCGACAAAUGCCAGCGGGCGAUUACGUUAAGAAACCUGGAGACGCUGACUCCUUCUACAGCGACGUGCCGCAGGGCGUGAGCUCCAACUCAGGCAGCAGCUCCAAGAAGAGGUCCAACGGUUUGUCCCAUUCCUGGAGCGAGAGAAUCCCAGAUGCCAAACACAUUUCUGAUAUCUGUGAAAAUGGACGGCCCAGGAGCAACUCGUGGCAAGGAAAUAUUAGUGGCAGCCGGAAGAAGCCGAAAGGAAAGAAGUUCCGUCCUCGAUCCAAUUCCACAGAGACGCUGUCUCCUGCCAAGUCCCCAACCUCAUCCACGGGCUCGAUCGCCUCGAGCCGAAGGUACCCUUACCCGAUGCCACCGCUACCGGAUGAGGAGAGGAAGGCCAACAGACAGAGUGCCAGGCUGUGGGAAACAUCAAUAUAAAGGGGCUCCUUGAGAUCACUCUGCAAAAUCUCCGUAAGGGACUACACAUUCCUCCGCUUUUAUACAAUGAGAAUAAAACAAAUUAAAAACAACAACACAAAAAAAAACUAAUGAGUUCAAACAGAAGAAUUGAAGUCCUCCAGGAUUAGCGGGUCCACCGGAGCACGUUGGGAUGAAGAGCACGGCCGUCAUCCUCUCAUCAUUGCAGCCUACCAAAAUGAAACAGAGGGACUGGCUUGGGUCAAAGGUCGAAGCCAGGCACUGCUGCAAUCAGGUUAUCGAAAACGAGGCAGGGGAUAUCAGACUGGUAAUCCCGCCCCUUUUAUCUUGCCCCGCCUCCCCUUUCUUGGGCCAAAAAAAGGCCAUUCAACUCCCCUCUCUCCCUCUGCGCCCUUCCUCAUCCAGCACCAAUAAUGUCUUGUGAUUGGUGUCCUUGUUGCCAUGUUGAGAGAAGGUCAUCCAAAACCUGCUGGAUGUUAACGUUUUUUCGAAAGCACGUAGAAACUUUCCACUGUAUGCAUGAGAAUACAUGUCUAUCAAAACCUUGUAGUGCUAAAGAUGAUGACGAAAAUCUAAUAUUUUAACAGCAGGCUAGGGGACAGCAUGUCUCAGAGGGCAUUUCUGUAGGCUGGUAAGAUUUCAUUUUUUUUAGGCUUCUCUAAUCACACAGUGUAUCAACGCUAAAGCAUAGCGAACACCUCCAGCCUUGCCAUGUGCGCUCACUUAUUUCCCCACGUGUGUAAAUAUGUAUAGCUCGACGACAGUGAAAUGCGUGAUUGUUUUUUUUUAUGCUUUGCUUUUUCUUAUUGCUUUCUUUUUUGGUCACUUGGUAGAACUUAGAAGAAGCAUUCACCAUUUCUUGUUUGUACGUUCACUUUGAAUCGGCUUUACAUCAGCCUUUAUUGUUAGUCAUAGUUUCGAUUCAUCUGUGUGUAUUUCCUGUAUUCUUGAACUUUGUUUAUUUUGACAUAUCUGAUGCUGUCUGUAUCAAUAAGGAAGACUCACAGAGCUUGAGUGGACACCGUUGACCUUUGAAGCUAAACAAUAGCGGUAUUUGUUCGUUUAUUUUCAUGACAGUAUGCGAUGUUACGAUGUUACGAUGUUACGCCGUUGUCUGAAAUACAGUCACGAUCAUUUCGGACAUUUUAUAAGCCUUGAGUGACGUGUCAAAGGAUGUGAUGCUAAAAGUCAACCAAGCGCAUAGGCUUGUUUUUUGGUUCUCUUUAAAUCCUUGAGAAAUAUUUGAAACAAUUUUAAAGCAGCAGGAUAUAAAAUACAGAUCAUCUACCACCUCUUUCGGAAAAAAUAUCAUUAUUUAUUUAUUUAUUAUUGGUGCAUCCAAAUCAGCUCUUUAGUUUCCUAGUCAGAGAUCAAGCAAUCGGCCAUUUUGCGUGCGAUUCAAUCCCAAAAUCCAUCCAGUGAAAAGAAACUUUGCAUCCUUUGCAUCCCUCUAUGCACCGCAACUCGCUUUUUUUGUUGCCCACUAUACUCCCUUUUCUGAAAAAAUGUGUUAUUAAGUAACAAAUAAAUGACAUUCAAAUUGUGUAUUUAAUGUUGUUUUGUUUUGUUUUUUACAGUGACUGAUGAGGAAAUUAGAAGGUUCACCAGUGUAUAAAUGUUUUUUUCUCAACAACUCCAUCAGUCAUGUAACUGGAAACUGAGUCUCGUUACCAGGGUCCUUAGUGGUGCGUGAACUCAUGUACACUAUGUACUCGUUCACAAACUAGGGAGCUCGAGAUCUGAUUGAAUGCACCCUUAGUCAUAGUGCGAAUUAUGGGAUGUUUAGGCGAGCCCAUGCUAUUUUAUUUCCAUUAGAUUGCACAAAGCCACCUACGACUAUAAAAGUCAAUCUGUAACUAUAGCCUUGGAAAAAUGAUGACUGGAUUAACAUUAAGACAUCAGAGUGGAGCAAACAGACCUCAAGCAGCAGCAUGGCAAAUUUUCAAGGAUCAAUUCAUGCCCAAGCUGAUGGACUGCAGAUGGACGCUGAAGAUGAGAAGCGCCAAUCAUUUUCUUAUAGUCAAGGAAGUGGUCAUUUUAGUGUCAGCACUUGAGCUGUGACUGAUGUGAAAUGUAUGCAUAGCUUGUAAGCUCGUGAAGGUGGACGUCGUCUUUAUACAACCAUUACAGACGCAAUUUCUGUAAAGUAUAAUGCAGGCUUAAGGCUUCCUGAGGAAGAAGGCCAAACCAGUGUGUUCAGUAUUGUCCUUGUAAUAUCAUUAGAAACCUCACUGUACACAUAUCAUCUGUACAUAAGCUUCAUUAAAUCCUGCUGUCUGUAUUCACGGGACAUUCAGAUCUGCCCCCAUCCGAUACGAAAAUGUAUCUAACCCUUGUUUUCACCAACCAGUACCCCUUGUAUAUAUGCAUUGGACCCAGACAGCGAUUAAGUGCAUUACUAUUUCAGUAGGUCUUUGUGUAUACGGAUGCAGAUCAGCACAGAUUUUUAACGCUUUUUUAUUUAUGUGACCCUUUUUAAUGCCAUAAUGACACGUUCGAUUUCGGCGGUGUAUUUCUCCCUCCCGAUAUAUUCUACACGAUCUCUGUGGGGUUUUCUUCUGCAUUUAAAACAAAAGUGCAUGGCUGAAUGCGGUGUUGAUAAAGGCUGAAUCCAAAGGCAACUAAAAAAGGAAGAAAAAAAACAUCUCAAGCAAUACUUUGAGCACCUCACUGUCCUCGUUUAGCACAGCUGCCGCUGCGAAAUACAAAACCCGAUGCCGAAUCGUACCCGAUUCUCAGAGCAAACACACUCUUGAAUGUAAUUUAAGAUGACGAUUACAGCACAACUGCCAUCCACGUCAAUGACACGUCAUCCUCCAGGGAUUAUGUAGGUCCACUAACUUUUCACCCACACCACGUCAGAGUGAGGACGCGGCAUCGGCUUGUUUUUUUUUGCAGAACGAAUCACAUCAUUAGCGAGAGGUUUGCACCUGCUUCAGGAGACGUCAUUGAUAUGCCUUAUGUUUGUCCGUUUCAUGAAAUCUCUUUCGUUUUUGUGUUUUCGAGACGCUCGUUCUCUAUGAGGCUGUUUUUUUUUAUAGUAUGCUGUAUGUAACUUACAAACGAUCAGCACCCAAUUUUUUUUUUUACAGUUAUCAUUCAGUAUUGUAAUAUAUUUAAUACAAAAUAAACCUUUCAUUGACACGA
This is a messenger RNA of Silurus meridionalis, 6353 nucleotides long. RefSeq names its product ADAM metallopeptidase domain 22 (gene adam22). The record is from RefSeq and is a predicted model, not a curated record. Gene Ontology annotation, biological process: proteolysis. Gene Ontology annotation, molecular function: metalloendopeptidase activity. NCBI's taxonomy places the organism in Eukaryota, Metazoa, Chordata, Actinopteri, Siluriformes, Siluridae. The coding region runs from base 465 to 3206 and encodes 913 amino acids. Gene Ontology annotation, cellular component: postsynaptic density membrane. The transcript is spliced from 31 exons.